AUCUAAACUUCCGUACCAAGUGGCCACAAACUGGGAAAUGUGGCCACUGUUGAAAGAUACAUUCUGCAAAUUUGUGGCUGUGGACGCCCCGGAUCAAAGCCAGCCAAUAGGCAGCGCGCUCCCCUAUCCGGUCAGGAUUCCAUCCACCUAAACAAGCUUUUCACCACUCCAUACUAUCCUUCCUCCAUAGCUUAGCUUGCAAAGUUCUUUGCGAAACAUACACACACCGCAAAUCCCACAUUGCUAUGGCGACUGCGGUGUGUGCUUCCUCCACCAUCGCUGUAGCACCCUCUUCAAGCGCUCAAAAGAAGCCGAACGAGAUCGUCUCCGCAAAGACCACCUUCCUCGCCGGGCGACCACUGAGGAACAAGGCUCACGUCGCAAAGGCAGCCAAAGCGGUCUUCUCUGUGACAGCCGCGGCAGCGACCGAGAGACCCCUGUGGUUCCCUGGAAGCACUCCUCCGGCCUGGUUAGACGGAAGCCUGCCAGCAGACUUUGGAUUCGAUCCUCUCGGCCUUGGCUCGGAACCGGAACUUCUCAAGUGGUUUGUCCAGUCGGAGAUUGUGCACUCGAGAUGGGCCAUGCUUGGCGCUGCUGGAAUCUUCAUCCCCGAAGCUCUCACCAAGCUCGGAAUUCUCAACACUCCUUUCUGGUACACUGCUGGCGAGCAGGAAUACUUCACUGACCAGACCACGCUCUUCAUCGUGGAGAUGAUUCUUCUUGGCUGGGCCGAAGGCAGGAGAUGGGCCGACAUACUGAAACCAGGCUCCGUCAAUACGGACCCCGUCUUCCCCAACAACAAGCUCACAGGAACAGACGUGGGAUACCCCGGUGGAUUCUGGUUCGAUCCAUUCGGCUGGGGAACUGCUUCGCCUGAAAAGCUCAAGGAACUCAGGACCAAGGAGAUCAAGAAUGGAAGACUUGCAAUGCUUGCCGUCAUGGGUGCCUGGUUCCAAGCUGUAUACACUGGUGCACGUCCGAUUGACAACCUGCUGGCUCAUCUCGCCGAUCCUGGACAUGCAACGAUCUUCUCGGCAUUCACGAGCCAGUAAAAAGUCUCUCUUUUGCGCGUAUAACUGUAUGUGCAUAUAGACCCCCUUCGGUUUCAAUGGUGAUCAAAUUGCCUUUAGUUCGAACGCCAUUCUUGCAAAAAUGUACACAGCUUGUAUUAGACAAUAUAUAUCCAGAAUAACGAGUUGUUUCUCUUA
Molecule: messenger RNA, 1208 nt
Organism: Selaginella moellendorffii
Lineage: Eukaryota; Viridiplantae; Streptophyta; Lycopodiopsida; Selaginellales; Selaginellaceae
Product: photosystem I chlorophyll a/b-binding protein 2, chloroplastic
Exons: 5
Coding region: 246-1052 (268 amino acids)
Biological process (GO): response to light stimulus; photosynthesis, light harvesting in photosystem I
Cellular component (GO): membrane
Source: RefSeq, a predicted model, not a curated record